Messenger RNA from Bactrocera oleae (olive fruit fly), 17983 nucleotides. The record is from RefSeq and is a predicted model, not a curated record. NCBI's taxonomy places the organism in Eukaryota, Metazoa, Arthropoda, Insecta, Diptera, Tephritidae.
UUAAAUUAAAAGAAAGAAAAAAGCAAUUUAAAAUACAAACUUGAUAAAAAUUCAAAUUUCUUAGAAAUUAGCGCAGCUUAGAGCGUGUAAAGAAAUUACCACGCAAGUACAACAUUGAAAAAGAAGCGCAUACAAUAACAACAAUAACAUGAGCGAGGUGAAACAAUUGUUGAGCUCACUUUUGUGGGACAUUUACGGCAAACAACGGAGAGAACAACACUCACGACGCUUCAGCAAGUAUAGCAGUAAAUUUAGCAAAGACGAUCCAGAUAUGUUCGACUUCAGUUCGUUAAAAUUUGCCAGCUGCGCCAAAGAUUUGGAGCAUUUUAGUGUCCGUAAGCUCAUUGAUAUUUCCGCCAUUUUAAAAGUCGAAAUACGUUUAAUGGGUCAUUUCUUGGAACGUGUACUAACCUCACGUGAACGCAAUCGAAGGCAUCAGGACACUUUGUGCGGCUUCGUAGACGCAUUGCUCUAUGUACGAUAUCACAAUGUUCAUCCAAAAAUGCGAUUCAGUCUUUCACCGCCACCAUCAUCCAAGUCCGCUUCCGUCAUAACAUCGCCCACCAAUAUGCAGGCCAAUUACGCACAAAGCAAUUACAAUGAACCACGUGUUUCCGGCGUUGGCGCCCGAAGUGACGAUGAUAUCUCGCCCGCCAAAGCCACAGCAGCACCAACAGUCGCUGCAGCGCCAGCUAAGCACGAUGUAGACGAUGAGGCGGCAUCUGACUACAAUCAAUGGUUGCACGCCAUGAAGCUGGUGGCGCGCUUGCCAGGCGGCAUGCCACCGGAAUUUAGGCGCAAGUUGUGGCUAUCAUUGGCAGAUAAAUAUUUGAAAUCGAAAAAUGUAGACUGGGCCAAGGAGGAGGAGAAAUGCUUCUGCGAAAAGUGGCGCGAAGAUGACGAAGAGCUGGGCAUACAAAUUGUCAAGGACUUGCACCGUACCGGCUCAAAUCUGUGUACUGGUCCGGCGGCUACGAUUAAUCAGGCCAAAUUGAAGCGCAUACUUUUAGGUUAUGCGCGCUACAAUCCGGAAGUUGGUUACUGUCAGGGUUUCAAUAUGCUUGGCGCGCUGAUAUUGCAGGUCAUGGAGAAGGAGGAAGCCGAAUCAAUGAAGGUGAUGAUCUAUUUGGUUGAAGGCGUGUUACCCCCUGGCUACUUUCAUGGUUCCAUGGGUGGCUUGCAGGCCGAUAUGGCGGUAUUUCGCGAGCUAAUGCAAACAAAAUUGCCGCGUCUGGCAAAACAUUUGCAAAAGCUGCAGGGCCCUAGUGAAAAUGCCUUCGAGCCUCCGCUAACGAAUGUCUUUACUAUGCAAUGGUUUCUAACGAUGUUCUGCACCUGCUUGCCAAUGAGCUGUGUCUUGCGUGUCUGGGAUCUUGUCCUUAUCGAGGGCAGUGAUGUGCUGCUACGUACAGCACUGGUGCUAUGGAGCCUGUUGGAAGAUCGCGUGCUGAGCACCCGCACAGCUGAUGACUUUUAUGGCAAAAUGGGUUCCUUCUCGAGCGAAUUACUUAAUGGGCAUCUAAUUGAUUCGAAUGGCUUGAUUGAGAAAGUGGUGCAACUUGGUCCGAUACCGGAUAUACAGAAGUUACGCGACAAGCACCUAUACAAUAUUACUCCUCUGCAUCACAAGCAAGGAUUACAAUUCUACUACGACGACGAAGAGCCCGGCUCGGAUGAAGAAUCACGACUGGCUGUCGCCACUGUUUGGGGUAUGCCUUGGGGGCGUCGUGGUUCACAAGGUCAAACUACUAACGCUACCAAGCAAGUAACCGAGAAUAAAGAGCGUCUAGCUCUAGAUAUUUCACUGCUAAAGAAGCAAUAUGAUCGUAUGCGCGAACGUCAACGUCAAGCACACAUUAUUUUAACCACCGCCUGCUCCACAGCCCGCCAGAGCGCUAUCGCCACAACUUCCACACAGUCUAAUCAGUCGGUCGCUAUGAAUCAAUUGCUUUUGGGUCGCGCUGCCAUCGUUACGAACAAAGGUAGACGACCCCCGCCAGGUGCUAUUCCUCCCGCCCGUAAGCCAUCCCUGCCCACAGUGCUGCACUCAAGACAACCUGUGCGGCAAUUGCGUCGUGGUGAGACUUUACACUGGCGUGAUGCCGAUAUAAGUAAACGUCGUAGAGACAGUCUAACAUGGAAGGAGAUUAAGGCGGAUCGUGCUACAUUGUUGCGCGAUGGUGUAGACGCUGUACCAAAGUCACAAAAAAUUCGCUCGCGUAUCGGUAAGAGCGACUCAUCGUCGUACAGUGAAGAAAGUGAGGGUGACGACGAAGUUGGCGGCUCGAGUACUGAUACAAGUCUUUGCGAUGAGGACGAUCCAAAUUCGGGCGCUGAUAAAACACAUUCCUCUUCAAUUGAAAAUAGUCCCAAACGUAGAGCGAAAUCAUCCCGUAAAGCCAAAGAACUCUCUACGAAGCUAGAAACCCUAAAUGAACCCAGUGAUAGUGAGAAAGAACGUAGACGUCCUAAGUCUUGGGCACCUUCUUCAACUGAGAUUCCUUUCAUGCUUAUGACAUCCGAUUCGCCGACAUACAGUGGUGAUGAGCAAAAGACACCACGUUCACAUCAUUUUGAGGAAUUGAUAAAGGAGGAGGAAGAUAGCUCGACGGAAUGCGAUCGCCUCGGUUAUAAAGGUGCAGCCGUGUCAGUGGAAUGGUCUGACACUAAAUUUUCAUCUAUCGCUGGCGAUUUGGCUACUACGAAGCUAGGUGCACUACACAUUCAGACAGAUGUCUUAGAGUUUCCUGUGAUAACAAGCACAAGUCAGCUUUCUCCAAUGCCAGAUAUAAUUGCUUACCUCAAUGGUUCCAAUAUUAGUCCGUUGCCAACACCAAAACCACUCUUCCUCGACUCAACCAACUCCCUGGGCAGUGGGGAUGAUGGCGAGGAGGGUAAAAGAUUUGCUGUCAGCGAUGAUGGUGUGACGAAUCAGUAUUUCGAACGUGUCAAUAGUGUAGAGAGACCCACAAAGUUAGACUUAUUUUAUUCGCUCAACGAAGAAGAUGGCAUACGUAGAGACGAAGAUGAAGCUACUGAACUAGUAGAGGUUGAAAAAAGUGAUACUGUUGAUACAAAUUCAAGCGAUUUCUGUGAAAAGAAUGGUACACAAGAUGGUAUCAAAGAAAUAGAAGCCACAGAUGCAGACUCUCACAGACGCAUGGAAUUACUAAUGGACUACUCUGAGAAGUCGUCAGCGGCUUUCAUCGCUGAAGCGACUACUGAACUUUCCACAAGUUUAAGACAAGACAAAAUGAAAGAUUCGCACGAGACAGACGAUUUUAGUAACACAGUUCACGGCAAAGUGGAGAAUAAUGAAAUACCUAGAGGCACAAUAAGAGAUGCCAAUAUCCCUGGCGAAGCAGCUGCACAUUUUGAAGAAAACUCUGCAAAUGUGGAAGAGCACAAGGCGUACGAAGAUAAGGUGAAAGCAAAGAAAUCAAACACAUUGAACAGUGCCUGUAGAAAACGACGUGAUCCUAGACGUAUGACGUUAACACGUUCUGCAACUAUCGACAUUGAGGAGCGCUUUCAGACAAUGGAACGCAGAAUGAGUGAAAAUAGUUUUCGAACAGACAAAGUGAAGACUAACGGCGAUAAUAUGUUUGCUGAAGACAGUGCUAGAAAAAUUCCAACAACAGCUGAGUUGGAAAAAAGGUUGAACACGCUGGAGAAGGAAAUGAAUGUGGACGCGAAUGUGAGGAAAAGGUUUGCAGAAAGUAGCGAAUUUAGAGAUUUGUCUAUACACAAAUCCACAGAACUAACGAACAGCCCUUUUACAGAAUCAAAACACGUCGAAGAUUCAAGCAAAAACUUCAAUGAAAAUUCCAUAAUAGAAGAUUUAGCAGUUAAGCCCCUUGAUACCGACAUUAGAAAUAGUAUAUCUGUUAUUGUACACUCUGAAAACACACCUGAAGAUGCAUUAUCGAAACGAGCCAGCAAUCACAUAUAUUCAACUACAAAACUGGAAGAUCGGUAUAAUGCAUUGGAGAGACAGUUAAGUUCAAAUGGUUUGCCAAUUAAAAGUUCAAUGGAUUUGCGACAGGAUGAUAAAGCGGAUGGGGCUAAAGAUAUGCCAACUCCACCCAAUACGCCAACCGAUGGUAAUAAGCAAAAUUUAGAGAAAGGUGAGAGUCAAAAGAAGCUCAAAAAUGAAAUUGAGACAGAUGAGGACUUGGAAAAAGAAGAGGAAGUCAAGGAAACCGAAAAACCACGCUUAAAGAAAUUGCCUUCUACUGCCGAAUUGGAAGACCGAUUUAAUGCACUUGAACGAAGAAUGAGCACACAGAAGUCAAGUCCCUGCAAAACAAAAAAGGAGCCACCCGACGAAGCCAAUGUCGAAGAAAGAAGUGACACGAAAGAGAGACCAAAAUAUGAAGACAGCGAUGUUGAAAGUGUAAUUAAAGAGAAACCAAAAACUUUUAGCGAUGAGGAUAUAAGAACAGAAGAAGUUAAAGAGAACAUACACUUUGCUGAACAAGUUGAAUUACAGUCGAAACGGGGUACCAAAAUUGAAAAUGCAAAAUUAAAUGAACAGAGCGAAAAGGAGAAAGGACAUGAGGAAGAAAAUGUAAAACGUACAAGAGAAAAGUCUCCAGGAAAAUAUUCUGCGGGCGAAAGUAAACAAGGUAGCAAUUUAGAACGUCCGGGCCAUGAUGACAAUGGUCAAGUCGAUACUAGAAUGACUACUAAAACAACUAAAAUAGAAAUCGAUACAGAGAAGAAGGUGAAAGAAUGUAAAAACUUAAAUGACACUAGUAACGGGAGCAAAUUAGAAAAUCAAUCAAAAGAACGCGAUGGUGGGCAUAGUGAAAAGCCAGUAGAAGAAAGCAAAAGCGAAGAAGCAAAACGUUCGGGAAGAAAAUCACCACCAAGUACGGAGGAGCUUGAGAAGCGCUUUAAAGCUUUAGAAAAACAAAUGAGUAGCGCCAGCUUGGUGAGUAGCAAAGAAAAGAAAAGUACAAUAGAAAUUACAAAGACGCAGGAAGUUAGGAACAAAGAACGUUCACAAAAAUCUGCAGAAACUGUCAAACAAAAUAAAAGCUCAACGCCAACUGAAAAAUGUCAGACAAAGUCUGAGGUAAAAGAAAAUCCACGAAAAACUGAAAAUACAGGGGAAAAGUCUAACGAAAGAUUGGAAUUGUCAAAAGAAUCCGAAAAGGCAAAGUCAAAUAAUAUUGAGCAGAAGAAAAUCGCAUCACAGUCCGAACACACUAAAGCACAAAUUCAAUUAGAACAAAGCAAAGAUAUACCAAAUUCUGAACCGACAAGAGAUGCUAACGCAGUCAAGAACUUUGAGGAAAAGUGCAAGCAAGUCAACAGAGAGUUAACUAAGCAGGAUGGGACUGACCUAGAUCAGACUCAAAACAAAGUAAAGAUACCAGAUCCUAAGCUAAUUGAGGUCUUUAAUGAGAAAUGUAGAGAGGUCAACGAAAAAUUAACGAAAACCACUGAAAAGAUAGAAGUCCAGCCAGAAGCGGGAAAAAGUAACAACUCUCUAAGUGUGAAAAGUAAACGUCGUGCCUCUGAACCGCCAUCUACAGAAGACUUAGAGAAACGUUAUGAAUCUUUAAAAAGGCGAAUGAGCACUAAAUCGAUAGCUGAAAAAGAGCACGGUGUAAAAGUAAAGUCUGAGACAGUUGUAGAGGAAGAGUCACAUGAGUUACCGGAAGUAAGGAUUACCACCAAGGAACCGAAAAGGAAAUCUUCGGAACCACCAAGCACUGAAGACUUGGAGAGCCGAUACGAGGCAUUACACCGGCGAACAAGUGAGCAAAACGCACAAAGAGUCGAAAAGGAACAAGAAAGAGAGAAACGAGGAAAGAAAGCAACACAUGAAAAGACAACGAAAGCCACGGAUAAAGAGAAAUUCACUAAGGCACAAAAUGAUAAAGAAAAAACUGCAGUAGAUGAUACACAGGUGUCCUCUCACAUACCCGUCGCUCCACCUAUGCCAUUAAAAGAUUCAACAGAAACACCAUUCAAUGACGAACAACACCGCGCUCUCAUACAAGAGUUCCAGAGUAAAAUUAAAGUACAACCCAAUGGCGAAAAUCUAAAACCCAGCGACAUUAAUCCAAAUCGCCGAAUAACACCAGAACGACAACGAACAUCGCCGUUCGAUGGAACCUCGGAAGCACAUGCAAACACCGCUUUCUUUAGAUCGGAGAAUUACGAACCUUGGUACCAUCAAUCAUACAAAAUGGUUCGUCGUUUCUCCGAUUUACCAUCAAGAGCUGAUCUUGAGAAUCGUUUACAAUUUUUGGAAAGACAAUUGAUCAUGAAAUUCUACAAGCAGCGCUGUGCAAGUGAUUCCGAAGUGGCAUCGAGAAAACAUUUCGCCGAUUUGAAGAGUCAGUCCGCAGACGACGAAGUACCCACCACAUCCACACGUGCUCAACAGCAAACAGCCGAUGAUUUGGAAAAGCGUGUGUUAGCGCUAGAAAAGCAGUAUAGUGAAAAUAGUCUCAAGUUGCUAGAAGCUGUGCGAAUAAAGGAACAACAAACAGCUGUAGCGACAGACUCACCACGGCGACUCAGCUUAGAGACUGUUGAUGCGACCGGUAAAGAGCUCGUGCGUUACGUCGGAGAACUCGAAGAAACUGGUGCCCUCAAACCGAUCAAUAUAAGUAUUAAUAUUAAAAUGAUGCUCAAGCGAAAUGAGGACACUGACAAAAGUACUAAGCCUAAAGAUAACCUCCCGACAGCAGCCGAAUUAGAGAAGCGUCUCGAAGUGUUAGAACAGCAACUAAAGUUGUCCAGGUCACGUCGUGAGGGUAGCAUCGACCAAUCUAAUGAUGGUGGAAAGCAGGAAUUGAAGAAAUCCGAAGAGAUAUCAGAUGAAGCUGCAGUCAAAGAAAAGACCAACGUUGAAGUUGUAAACGAAACGCCUGAAAUUAAGAAGGUUGUAAAAGAAGUAUUAAAUGAAGAAUGUAAAAGUGACAACAGAGUUUCAGAUAAUGUAAGCAAUAAUAUAGAUAACAAGGAAAAGAGUCAGAUAAAAUCUGAUGCUUUCGAAAGUAUAAGUAAUAAAAAAGAUGACAAAGAAAAGGGUGAGGUAAAAACUGACGCUUCAAAGGCUGAGAAGACAUUGGAGAAUCAACAAAUUGCGCGUUCAAAUAAAGAAUGUAUUAAUAAUAAGGAAAAAUCUAAUGAUGGAGAUACAAGCAAUAUGAACUCAAAACCUCAGCAAGUUGGCGAGCACAAUAAGGCGCAGAACUUGUCAAAAGAGGAAAAAACAACCCAAGAAAACGGUCGUGCCAACAAUAUUUCUGUUGAGAAAGAUGUACUUGGAAAGGAGACACAAGUCGAAAGCAUAAAGGAGACAGAAACAGUUAAAGACUACUCAGCGGUACAAAAAGAUUCAAACAAAGAAAAGCAGGAUGAUAGCAAAGCUCCAACCAAAGGAAUGGAAAGUCAUGAAGCCACGGAGUGUAUACGCGCUCCCACACAAACUGCCAUUCAAGUUGGAACGUCCGAUCCCAACAAUAAAACGAUGGUAUUGUUGCUCGAUAACGAACCAAAAGCUGUUAAAGUUCGACGACUAACGCGUGCAAACACAGAGGAGUUAGAGAACCUAUUUCAGGCGCUCGAAAAACAGUUAAGUGAUCGCAAUCUUAUUAAAUCUGAAGAUGGCAAACUGAUGCGAGCUGCCAACAAGCCGGAUGUGGCGACAUCUGAAGAAUCGAAAGCGAUAACUCAACUCUCGAAGGAAAUAGAAGAUUUCACUAAAUCAGAUAAAUCAGCAAAAGAAGAUGAAGCAACGCCCAAAAAGUGCGCGGAUGUGUCAAAAACACCGACCGCCGAGGACUAUGACUGGGGAACGGACCCCGUUAAACGACAUUUGAAACGUAAGACCGCACAUCUGCCAUCAACUAAAGAGUUAGAAGCGCGUUUCAGAUCACUGGAACGACAAAUAAAACUGCUUGAAGAUGUAGAAAAAAUCGACGUCGAGCAACGUUUAAAUGAAAUUGAGCGCAAAAUCAAAAUGCAGUAUUCGUUGUCGCACGAGAAAGAUUUGACGAAGUUCUUAGAGCUCUGUGAAGGCAAGAACCUGGACGAACUGCCCGAAGCUAUAUCGGCUGCACGUGAUAAAUAUCAGCCAGAUGAAGCCGGAGCUGCUAGAACACCCACACCAAAGAAAGAUCGCUCACCAUAUACCUCUCCUUUGCGUAAUAAAGAAAAGACACCUUACACAUCACCAGCGCAAACACCGCGACAAUCCCGAAGUCCCAAAAGACAUACCUCGCCGGGGCGUGUUCAAUAUGAAGAUAUGAAUGCAUCAGGCAGUAAAAGCCCCAAACGUCGUGUUUCGCCUGGACAUGUUCGGUAUGAAGAUCCAAAUAUACCAUCGACAGAGGAUCUUGAAUAUCGUUUUCGAGCUUUGGAAUUGCCCAGAUCCAAAUCGAGAGAAUCGUUGAAUAGCAAAGCACAUAGAAAUGUUGGAGAUUCCAAGAAAUCACUAAUACAUCCAUUGGAAAUGUUGCUUGAUCCCAGUCCUGAUGAGGAUGCCAUACCAACAACCGGCGAAUUGGAGCACCGAAUUCGUGUACUGGAUGGUAAAAGAAAAACACCUUCACCUUCUCGGCGACCACGUUCACGCUCGCCAACCAUUGAAGAUAUUAAAAAUAGAAAAUUAGCUGAAGAACAGCAACCGCGAACACCUAUACAUAAUUUAGAAAAGCUUGUCGCCUCACCAACUAAAAGAGGAUUACCUACAGCUGAAGAGCUAGAAGCACGUAUGCGUGCCCUGGAAGAAGAGCACUGCUUUGACUUUAAUAUGCAGAAAUCAUACCAGGAAUUCAAUCGAAAGUUAAAGGAUGUUGUGUCGCCAUCGCUUUCCUUUGAAGAAUUCAAAACGUCAAAAUCACGCGAAGAAAGCCCCAGACGUGGUGAAGCUAACCGCUCAACUACACCGAAAUCAGUGCUACGAGACACCGCCAGCAUUUAUGAGGAUGUACAAUAUAGAUCAACUAGUCCCAAGGCCAUACGAUUCCGUGACGAAGCAGCCGAUUAUGUGCCUUCUAUGCCGUAUAGGCCCAAAUCGCGGACCAAUAUACGUGAUGUCACUGGACGAAUGGUGGGCACCAUUAAUUCUGGCGCUUUAGAAAUAAUUGAAGAAAAUUCUAAAUAUCUUCAACGUAUUCUUAAGCAGACUCUUACAGAUUCAUGCAGCAGCAUAAAUGCUAUCGGACACCAGACGGAAGGACUUGACGAGUUUGGCAGUCGACUUAUGAGGGAGACAUCACCGCUACAACGUACAGGCAGUCACACCGGUAUACCGCUGCGAACAAAUGACAACAUCAACGAGCGCUUGGAUUCCAUAAAAAAUACGAUCAAGUCCAUCGACACGUUGUGUGAAGAGAAACCAUAUCAUAAAGAACGUUGUCAGCGUUACAUCGAUUCACUAUUUUCCGACUCGAUUCACUUCGCCAGCAAGAAGACCUCGCUCGAAGAUCUCUCACACUCUGAGAACCGUGUGCACGAAUAUGGGCCCUCUAUACGUGUCUCAGAUCACAGCCAAAGGCAUUCGGACUACUUAUAUGGACGCACGAUAGGUUCGGUAGACUCCAUACGGUCUACGAGUCCACUGCGCGCUGCUAGUCCAUUGCAUCAUCGUUCAAAUCGGGAUAUACGACGCGAAAUUUCACCACGCCGACGCCGCGAGGAAGAGCAUGAAGAAUACCAGAGUAGGGUAAGACGUGAAAAUAUGUUGCCAAAUUAUUAUUUAUUUGAUAAUCAUAGAGAUGUAAGUAGUAGUAGUUUAAUUAAGUUUCAUAAAGUAGAUAGACAACUAGACACAUACAAAUAUGAUGAUAGAGACAGAUCAAGUUCACGAUCGGCCUCCAGAUCGCCGUUAAGGUCGCCGUAUGGAUCCAGGGAGACAAUGAUGACGGCAGAAAGGAUGUUGCACGACAACACCAAAGCCAACACACUACAACACAACACUAACACCUACAACAGCUGCCACGACAACAACCGCUACAAUACAAAAACAAUAAACGAUAAAAAUUUCGAAUUGGAUUUAGACAGACAGGAAGCGUACACCAUGCAUCAUCACACUACGGACAUGCUACUGGGUCUUGAUCCACUUAAACGAUCCACUACACCCAUUUAUGCGCCCGGACGACUCGAUAUACGUCACACCACAGUUACAUCAACCUUCUACGAUCGUUUAUUGGCGGAAAAAGAGAUUGAGCGAAAAUUUUGUCGACCAUCUAGUCGUUCGCCCAUCGUUUCACCUUCGGUUACGUCGAAAAGUUAUGUGGACCUGGCCAGUGCAAGCUCUAACGCGCUAUAUCAAGACAGAUCUCCAACAGCUGCGGUAACUAUGCGUCCAGAUAGGUCCGCUGGCUUGUCCAGCCUCUCUAAUACAGAAAAACCACAACACUAUCGAAAUUCGAUGACUGCCAGUUAUCCAUGUACCACUUAUAGCGACACCAACCAGACAAACCUUUCGAACAGCAACACGACUAUCGCGAAAUUUAGUACCAACACCGACACCCACACCACCAUCACCACCAACAAUUAUACUACCGCUACACUAAAUUCGGCCACAACAACCACAGGUAAUUCAAGCACUUAUUCGUACGAAAGCACUAAACUCACGCGGUUCCCUCGGGUAACCGAACCUACUAGUAUGGACUUACGCAUACAAAGUUGUGAUAAUAUACUGAUGCAAUUGAAAUCUGCUUCUAUAACUGCAGCUGGGUUAGGGCCUAUGAGCAACAGCACAAUAACGACUACAACAACAGCAAUAACUGCAAAUACGACCGGAACGCCGACGAUAUCGACUAAGACGGCGGCAAGCGACCGUUUGCCCGUCUCGAUCACCACUCAAUAUCAAAUUGAUGGUCUGAGUGAUAAUAGAACCAAAUGCACCACUAACUUCACCUCAACACCAGCUAUAACAACAACAAUUACCAAUUUUUCCUUCUCUUCUAUGAACAUCACAAAUACACCUAUAACAACAACAACAGCAACAGUAGUAAACUUGAACAGCAAGCAUAGCUUCACAAUUCUGGACAGAUCAACAACAACAAAAACAAUACCCAUAACAACAACAUUAUUUAGUACUGACACAACGACUAUGACGACCACAACAGCAGCAAAUACUUACAAUUUGUAUAAUCUGACGACGACGACUGCAAUGACUACAACAACAACAAAAACCACAGCUGUUGGCAGUGAAAACACCAACAAAUUCAUCACAAAUAAUUCGUCUCCAUCAUUUCUGUCCUACAAUGCGACUAGUGGCGGCAACCUAUACACGAGUAACACAGCCCUGGGUAUGGCUCUACCAAGGAUGCAACCAACUUCCGUUACAACAACAUUCGCCUCAUUGGGCCUUUACACUAGUAAUUUAAAUAGCUACAACAAUAAUAACAACAACUUUGGCAGCAACAACAGCCAGUUGAAUUAGUACAACAACGACAACAAAAAAAUUUUAUUGAAGUGAAAAAAAAAACUGUGAAGACUCUUGGAGUUAACCGAGCUGCCUAAAUAUACAAAAGCAAAAUAUGAAGAAACCCGAAAAAACCAAGCGAGUAUGUGUAGUGUAGCGUAGCACGGAAAAACUGAAUGCUGUGUGUCUGUAGUUGAAUUGAGAGAAAUGUUGUUAACAAGUUUUUAGCAUCGGAGCAAAAUAAGAUAGAAAUUAUAUUUACAUACAUACAAGCAUAGAAGUAGUUAUACAUACGUAUACUGUAGUACGAAAGAAAUUGUAAUUAAAUUUCGAUUCGGAAAAUCAAUAGAGCGUUUAUUUAAUUGUAGCUGUAAGAUAUGGCCGAUAAUGCCGGUAGAAUUAAUCCUAUCGGAAUUGGAUAACUCAAGCGCGCAAAAUCAGAGAGGAACUGUUUUCAUUAUUUUCACACUUUUCCCUUAAUAACGAAAUACGCUAAAGCUUACGCGCAAAAAAAAGUAUCUCGGGCAUGUCGAAAACCUAACGUAACAUGCAUUCUUUUUAAAGUCAUUAUUCUAGAGUAGAAGACUCAAGAUACGGAACUGUCGAGAAAGAACCGUUCUGUACUUUCGAAGAAGUUUUUUCCAAAAGUAUACUAAAGUAAUCAUAUGACACGGUAUUUUAUAGAACCAUCUUUAGAAUUUAAAAGCUCAGAGAAAUGAUAAAGUGCAAUCUUAUGAUAAAUCCUUUUACAGAUGUAGAUACUUGUAAUAUCAAUGAGUUCCAGCAACAUUCACAGCAGGCUACCUUUCUUUAAACUGCUGCGAGACUGAAAAGUUCGUAUCAUUAAAGAUUUGAUUUAAAAAAAGGGUUUCAACCUUUACGAUCUUUCAAGGGAUUUUUCAACUUUUUACAAUUUUAGCUCUUAUAUAGACUUUGGUUUCGACGAUUUCUUUCCUUCAUAUACUCUCUUGAGGUGGAGAAUACGGUGGAUGCGGAAGCAAUUCGAGGCCCAGUACAUGCAGCUUUAUCAUCGUCUUCAAUUAAGGCAAUUUUUCGCAACUUCCUUCUAAAACAUCUCAAUAAAGUUGAAUGAGAGAGCCGAUGAUAUCUAUGAUUUGCGCAUUCUUUCCAUGCAUUGAAUUUGUUUCGGAUUUUCGAAUUACUUUUAAUUGCGCUAAAUGGAAGUGAAACGAUGGAAUUAUAUGUUAUGUCAUACAAGUAUAUCACGCUAAAAUUUAGGUUUCUUACAUAGAACAGGUCCAAACACCAUCCAGAAUUGUCUAUUCCUUGUCAUUUUUAACCGAUCGUAAGUUAGCUGGUGCAGCUUUCACUUUACACAGAGUUGAGCAAACAGCAUAUUCCUUUGAUAUCUCAAGAAUGUCAGUUAUCUCGAUCAACUUCAAUUCACGUUCAUCCAAAAAUGUUUUGAAGUGUUUUUUUAGUUAGUUUUUGAUGGUUUAUCUGGCCUUUUCCAAAUAUUCUGUUCAACUAAAUAAAUUCAAUUAAGCUUUUGUAAUUUAUUUUUCCAAUUACAAUCAAGGUUGAACUCGUUUUUCGAUCUCAUUCGACUUUAUUUUAUUUGAGUUAUCCGAUUUCGGGUAAUAUUUGUAAACGUAAUAUUUGCACUUAUAAAACUCAGUAGCUUAACACGGAGUACAUGAAUAAUCGCCUUGCACGAGUUUUAAGAGAGUAACCGCUUUUUGAAAAUAUGUAGCUAACGCAACUAUGAGUGAUUCAGAUAUAAACGAGGAAUGUUUGCUUAUAAGAAAAUAUGUAGUGGAGAUAUGCGCUUAGUAUCACAAAGAAAUUUUUUACACGAUUUUAUGUCUCAAGAAAACAAAUAAUUUUACAUUUAGUAUGCAGUGUUAUGCUCAAAAUUUUGUUGAAUAUGCGAUAAACAUAUAUAAAGAGUGCUUGAUUUUAAAGGUUUUAAUGAGCGACAAUAAUAUGGCUCUGGUUAUCAGAAGUUUCAAUGUUUAAAACAAAUAUGAAAAUUGAAUGUAACCUUCAUGAAGUUCUUACUAAUUCUGAAGGUUUUAACUUUGAUGUUUGAUCUGUUCACAAAUUUUUAACAGCAGUUUUUACUUGUUAUUUUUAUUGAAAAAUCGUGUUUAUAGUUAAUUGCUUGUGGAACCGGCAGUAAUCCUUUAAAAUUUAAUUUAGUAAAUAAUAUUUUUUGAACACCAUUUAUGUAAUAACUCCACGUAUUUACAAAUAUUUGAAAAAUUGAAUGCCAUGCCUUAAUAAUUUGUAAUACUUAUAUGUGUUACAUUUCAUAUUAAUCGAUUUAAAAUUAAGUAGAAGGAAACGUCGGAGACCCUACAAAAUUCAUAUGCAUGACGAGCUGAGGCAAUUUAGCCCUGUACGUCUGUCUGUCUGUGUAUACGCGAACUAGUCCCUUAGCUUUUGAGAUAUUGAUCUGAAAUUUGCCGCACUGCCUUUUGUCUUCAAGAAGAAGCAGAUUAGCCGAAAUCGUGCUUGUGACUUUUUUUACUUAUUCGAUAUUUAAGAGAUAAUUUCAAACAAGCGUUUCAAUUUUAUCGCAGUGCAGUAGCAAUUCGUUUUUUAUGAGAAAAUUCGAAUAUUAAUGGCAAUAAAAGUUCUUUGAUACAUCUUUGAUCUAAGAAAUCACUUCGUGGAUUCCAUUCUAUUUUCCAUAAAUGCAGUUUUAUAUUCGCUUUGGCCAUAUAUUGUAACAUUAUGCUUCUUAUAUUAACAUAUCCUUGAAGUUUACUUACAUAUAAGUAGUGGCUCCAGUAGAUAGCCAAGUUUCACAAUCAUACAGGUUUUACACAGACAUUAAAUAUCUUGAGCUUUACAUUCUCGUGUAUAAUUCUCUCUUUCCAAACAUUUGAGUAUAGCAAAGCUGGACUUUGCUUUUAGCAUUCGUAUUGGACAGUAUACUACUCAAGUACUCAAAUUGUGAAAGAUUCUCGAUUGGCGCGUAAGUAGUGUCAUGAGAGGAAGUAUUGCUGGCAUUUAUUAAUAACUAGGUUCGUCUGUGGUCGAAAUUCGACCAAUAGAAAAUACAGUUUAUUAACAAUGUUAAUAGAAUUUAAAUUUUAUUGAAGUAUUUGAACAAAAUGUGAACAAAAUCUAAAAAAAAGUUGAAGAAAACAAUUCAAAUAAUUUUAAAAAAAAAUUUAAUUUAUAACUCAGUCUCGCGCAAAAUCGCUUGUUCUGUUUCUGUCUUUGGCUUAAUUCUACAUUGAAUUAAAUCGGUCAAUUUAAAUAUUUCGUCGUAUGUGGCCACGUAUGCACCUGCGAACGGAUUCCAAAAUAAUUAGUGUAAAAUAUUAAUGAAUUAUUUCAAUGAAAUACCGAUGAAGCCUCAAACUUAUGCUCCAUUUUGAAAUAUUUUCAACAAAGAAAUUAUCUUACCUUCUGCUGCGUACAUUUGUUCUUCAGGUUAUAGCGGAAACACGGUUAUAGUGGAAGCACUUUAUGAAUCCGCAAUUUCCUGAAACAGCACCUUCUUCUGAAGAAAUUAAACAUUCUAACAUAAUUUAUCGCGUGGAUGCUUCAAUUGAUCGCAUUUAUUAUUCAAUGAAUCGCUUUCAAUUUUCAGUUGAUCGCGUUCCUUCUUUAAUUAAGCCACAAUUUGCAACAACAACAAGUUGGCUAUUUAUACGCAUCCAUAUAUUGCAUCAUAGGCCAUUAAAACGUCAAAGAACAGUUAAAAAUGCCCAAGUUAGAUAGCUUUCGUUAGAUGUAGCUUAUAGCUUUUUGGUUUAGACAGCAUAUUUUAAAUUGGGUAUCCACGAAAGUUUACACUGUCAAUUGGAAUUCGUUAGAGUUAAGUUCUCUGAUCUUUUUUGUGAAUGUUUUUUGUAGAGGUAUUUUAUUUAGUAAUCAAGUCAAAACAAUGUAGAUUUACAGAAACUAAGCACUUUAUCAAUCAGUGAUCAAUUUUGAAAAAUUUUCGAUUCCCUUGGUACUCCAAGAGGACCUCCGUGAGGAAGAUUUUUCUGCUUAAAAUGAUCUCAAAUACAUCCAAAAUAUAUAUUAUAACAAUUUAUGAAUAUAGAUAAUAAUCGAAGAACGAGUUGAAAUUUGUAUAUUUCACAAAAUGACGGCUUCCAUAAAAAGUAGUUUUUUUAAAAAGUGGCUUGAAAAAUCAAAAAUAUUAUCUCAAACCGUAUUCCUUCGAUUAUUGCCUAACAAAUAUAGCUAGGCUUCUCAUCGGCUCUCAAAACAUCAUUUCGAGAAAAACGCGUCAGAAAUCUUAUUCCUUCGCUUAUUACCUGACAAUUAUAUCUAAAAAUUUCGUGUGAAAAUUAAUUGGUCUAGCCGUUACGCAGAAAUUGUCCGACUCUGACAACAGCAUUUCGAGAAAACGCUUUUAAAGCUAUGAGAGAAACUUUUUUAUUUGCCGGAUCAACUUGAAAUUUUAUAAUUGAAAAAAUCCUUUUUGACAUUCACAAGUGGAUAAAACACCUUAGGAGCGCAAAACUUGAUAUUCCAUUUUAGAGACGACAGUAGAUCCAUUUUAAUUAAAAUUUCUUCUAGAGACAUAUAUAAAAUCGAAAUGAAUCUGCUGCUGGUUAUUCUUAAGUAAAUCUCAAUAUUUCCGAAACAGUUUUCUAUUUUUUAUUAAAAACAUAUAAUUUUGUAAAUGAAAUUAAUAUAAUUAUUUAAACCAUUAAAAAAAGAAAAACAACAGCAAAAGAAACAGCUAAUUUCUCUAAAACUAACUAAUUUAUUGUUGUAAAUGCGAAAAAAUCAAAGUUGAUUACAUAACAGUCGUAAAAAUGCGCUCCAAAAAAGAGUUAAAAAGGUUGGCCACUCUUGUUCGAUUUCCCUUCGGUCUAAAAACAUACAAACCUGCAUAUUAAAUUGUUAAAAAGAAAACACAAAUGAAGAUUACUAUAGAAUUUUACACUGAAUAAAAAAAAUACUACACACAUUUCUUCUUCUAAAAUUAUACUCAUAACUAAAAGCAAUAAUGAAAGCAUACAUAAAAAUAUAUGAAGCUCGAAAAGGCAGUUAGUCGAGAAACAGCAAUAAGUUAGUCUAAUUAUAUGAACAGUUAAGUAGUUAAUCGAGCACCAACAUUAUUCUUAAACUUCACCCUUCAAAACUUAUUUAUCUGCACGCAUUUUAGCACACAUUAACAUAGCAACAAUAGAUCUGUAUUUACAUAUAUAAUAAUAAACUUAUAUAAUUGAUUCAAGAUCAAUAACAUUUGUCGGAAUUUUGCACCUGAAAACUGGUUGGGCCUACAAGCAUAGCACCACUUGCAACAUACCUCAUAUAUUCAUAUAUUCAAGCAUACAUAUAUAUGUAUAUGCAUAGUGAGCAACUUACUUGCUUAUAGAAAUAGUAAUACUAUACCAAAAAUUCUACUCUAGCACUAAAAAUAAUUAAAGAAAGCUAACUAAUACUAUACCCUUAAACAUAUUAAUAUUCAAAUAAAUUUCCUUGAACUCUUACUUGCCCCUCUCGAUCGUUAUUCAAUGUAAUGCGUUUGAAGUUUCCAGUUAUAAACAAAUACCUACAUACUUACAUAGUUCAGUAGUUUUUUAAAUGGUUCGAAAGCGCUUAUUUAACUACUAACUGAAAGUAUUAAAGUUUUUAUAAAAAAUACUUUAUUAGCGUAUUUGCUCAACUUCAGUAUCUUAAUACAGCAUUAAAUUUCGAAACAUUGUUCAAAGACCCAAUUAAAUGUUAAUGACUGAAUUUCCAUAUAUAUUGUAUGUAGUAAUUAUAUAAAAAAUUACGAUAACAAAAACGCAUAUAUUAUACACAUAUUGUAUUAAAUUAUAAAUUAGUUAAAUAUUUUGGACAUAAUGUGAAAUUUACAAAUAGUAAUGAGAUAUUUAUAAUUACAGUUAUUAAAUGAAAAGAAUAUUUAAUCAAGCAUUCAGAAAGCUUUGUUUUGAAUAAUAUAUAAGCGAAAAGGUGAAGCAAUGUCGAAAUCGCAAAAGGAAAACAAAUACAAUAUAAUAAAUAAAUUUAAAAUAUAUAUAUAUAUUAUAUAUAAAUAAAUAAAAAAAAAACGAAAAAUAAAAAAAUACACAAGCAUCAAAAAUCGAACCAAAUUCACUACAAUAAAAAAUUGUAUUAUAUACAAUAAUACUUUGCGUGUGUGAGUAUUAGGGCAAUGCAUGUAGGUAUAUUAAAUAUACAAUAGCAAAAUUUUAGUUAAAUUUAAGCUGCAACAGAUGAAAAAUAUAUUUAUAGAUUAAAAAUAUUUAAACAUAUGUCUAAUGAAGAUUUCUUAUGUUAAUUAAAUUGUUUUAGUGUAUUUAAAACUUGUUCUUAAUUUUUGUGUAAAUUAAAAUUACUAUUUUUUAUAUAUUUUUAAUAGUUAUAUAAAAUUUAAUUUGUACUUAUAAAAAAAAUAAUUAUAUAUUAUAUUAUAAACUAGUACAACAAUUAAAGUUAAAAAUGCAAUUUUCCAAAUAUUUAAUAGCUAUGUUACGUUAUGUAUGUUUAUGUAAAUACCAUAUUGUAUAAUCAUAUAUAUCUAUUUUGUUAUUUAGUUUGUGUAAUUUGCUUAUUUAUUAAGGCAUUAAAAAUAAUUAUAUCGAUAAUAAUACUAAGCAAAGCCAAUAAAAGCGCAUUAAAUAAAAAUCA